AUGAUCCGGAGCAUUUCGAUGACGCGGAACUUUUCUAUCGCAUCAUGCAGCAACGAAUCGCUGAGAAUGACUGGGACAAGAGCUCUUUGCCGGCCGAAAGAUCAAAAGGCACCAUGGCGAGCCUCAUACACAACGAACAUCUGGAUCCAACAACAGCGCUCAUCAUUGAGCGGGCAAAGCAUCGGCUGCGCAAGUAUGCUGCGGAAGAGCGCCACGCUAGCAAGGGACGGCGGCUCGUGUAUACCGUUCACGAUCGCUUGGUGGGAUUCAUGGCACCGCGACCACUGCCACAAGUCCGUCCGCUACCAGGUGCGAUGCCCAUGGAGACCUGAACUAUUCCCGUGUCUUGCAUGGCGGGCGAGAUGA
Cyanidioschyzon merolae strain 10D is the source of this 366-nucleotide messenger RNA. RefSeq lists its product as hypothetical. Bases 1 to 366 code for a protein of 121 amino acids. The record is from RefSeq and is a predicted model, not a curated record. The transcript has a single exon. NCBI's taxonomy places the organism in Eukaryota, Rhodophyta, Bangiophyceae, Cyanidiales, Cyanidiaceae.